Messenger RNA from Panicum virgatum (switchgrass), 1117 nucleotides. RefSeq lists its product as uncharacterized. The coding region runs from base 1 to 552 and encodes 183 amino acids. Lineage: Eukaryota; Viridiplantae; Streptophyta; Magnoliopsida; Poales; Poaceae. The record is from RefSeq and is a predicted model, not a curated record. The transcript is spliced from 3 exons.
AUGGCUCAUUCCUUGUUUGACUUUGAUAUCAACGUUCGUUUAGAGGACGAUGGCGACGGCAAUGUUCCCUUGGAUGUCAAUGAGCAUGAAGAUGACGACGGCAACGCUGGAUUCGAUUUGAACUUGCCACUUGAUGAAUUUGGAGCUGUUGAUUUUGAUUAUGUACAAAACCUAGCUGACCAUGCCGAACAAGUGAACCAACUGAAGCAUGAUUAUUCUAAUCAUGUUAGACAACAAGUGUACCAAGCUCUGUUGAUGAGAAGCAAGAAUGGAAAACUUGGCAAGAACGACACAACAAUUGUUGGUCAACAAUUUGGAGUAAAGAUUAGAACAGUUCAGCGCAUAUGGGAGCAAGGUAAAGAACAACUUGCUCAAAAUAUUCCAGUCAAUGUUCAUAAUCGAAAGAGAGGUAGAAGUGGUCGUAAAGCAAUCCCUAUUGACUUGGAAAAAUUGAGGGACAUUCCUCUCAAAAAUAGAAUGACGAUAGAAGAUGUGGCUAGAGAACUUGGUGUUAGCAAAUCUAGGAUACAAAGUUAUUUGAGAAAGGGCUAGCUUAGGCGCCACUCUAGUAGCAUCAAACCUUACCUCACUAGUGCUAACAAGGAGACUAGGUUGAAGUGGUGCAUUGACAUGAUCGACCAAGGUUUGCUUGAUGAUCCAAAGUUCAAGGAUUUGUUUGACUUUGUGUUUAUUGAUGAGAAAUGGUUCUAUCUCCAUCAAAAAUCUGAGAGAUACUACUUGCUACCCGAUGAAGACGAACCACACCGCACUUGCAAGAACAAGAAUUACAUCCCUGGGAUAAUGUUUUUGUGUGUUGUUGCUCGGCCAAGAUUUAGAGAUGGAGUAUGUGUGUUUGAUGGCAAAAUAGGUUGUUUCCCACUAGUUACUGUUGAGCGAGCUAUUAGAGGUAGUCAUAAUCGGCUGCGUGGUGAGCAAGUAAUCAAGCCAAUCCAAUCAAUCACAAGGGAUGUCAUAAGAGAUUUCAUGAUAAAUAGAGUGUUGCCGGCAAUUAAAGCAAAGUGGCCAAGAGAAGAUGUGCACAAGCCAAUUUUCAUACAACAAGAUAAUGCUCCAAGCCAUUUAAAAGUGAAUGAUCCUCAGUUUUGUGAGAUUGCAA